GGCAUAUUGCCAAUGGUGAAACUGAUUGAUGAUGAUUUUGAGUCUUCAUAUGAUUUCAUUGCUAAUGAUGGUACUGUAUUUACACUAAAGACUGAUUAUCAAGCACCUAAAUAUCAACUGAUCAAUGUUGACAUCAACAAACCUAACAAGUCUGAUUGGCGUGUGUUGGUGCCAGGUGGAGAGGUUGAUGUCCUGGAGUGGGCAGCAGCUGCCAAUGAUAAUAACCUGGUCCUCUGUUUCCUUAGAGAUGUCAAGUCAGUUCUUAUGCUCUACGAUAUGUAUGGUAAAGUUAUAACUAACUUUCCACUUGACAUGGGAUCAGUGACCGGCUAUUCCGGUAAACGGAAUCAGUCCGAGAUAUUUUAUCGCUUCAUGUCAUUCCUCACUCCUGGAAUGAUAUAUCACUGUGAUCUCAGGAACUAUCCUCUUAAAACUGAGAUAUUUCGUGAGAUUAAAGUGGUUGGCUUUGACAGCUCCAUAUUUGAAACGAAACAGGUUUUCUUUCCAAGCAAAGAUGGCACCAAAAUCCCAAUGUUCAUUGUCCAUAGGGAGGUAUAGCAUUAUGAUGAUGAAUUGCU
This is a messenger RNA of Amphimedon queenslandica, 578 nucleotides long. Its product is annotated as prolyl endopeptidase-like. The record is from RefSeq and is a predicted model, not a curated record. Gene Ontology annotation, cellular component: cytosol. Gene Ontology annotation, molecular function: oligopeptidase activity; serine-type endopeptidase activity. The transcript is spliced from 5 exons. Lineage: Eukaryota; Metazoa; Porifera; Demospongiae; Haplosclerida; Niphatidae. Bases 13 to 558 code for a protein of 181 amino acids.